AUGGUUUGGUUCGAUGAUGUUGAUCUUCCCACAGCCCGCGCAACCUUGUCAGACACUAGCGUCUGGAACAAGAUCCGAGAUGGGUGCCCACAGUCAGCCUUAUCACGACCGACAUUCGGCUUCCGAGUGAAGAAGUACUUCAAGUCUAAAUCAGAACCGCUUAGGAGCGAGUUUCUGCCCGGAAUGCAGGGUCAAGUUCUCCACCGUCAAGGAAAUGGAGUAUAUGUCCAGGUAUUUGAUCUGUUCGAUGCCAAGGGCGGCUUACUCAAAGAUUGGAUCCACCAAGACUUCAUCGAGAUCGGCACCGAGCUCUAUGGCACUUGGAAGACGGAUGUUUGCAACAUCCCCAGGAUGCCUUCGAAAUUCACUCCAGAAGAACACACUCUGUUCAACAACCCCAAGUGCAAGCACCUUGCGCUCGGCAUUAGCACAUUUCUUAGGAAGCUAGCAGAGACAAAUCCAGAAUGUCUGACUGAGGAGAACCUUAAAAGGCUUGGGGGCUUCUCAGGCGACAAGGUCCCAUGGAUUACUACAAAGAUCCUUGCCGGCGUCGACAAGGCAGGCCUUAUUGCCGUCCUGAACAAUCCCCGAUUCACCAUGAAAGAGCUUGAGGCAAACGCAAACCUCGACUGCGAAUCUUCCGAUGCUCAGGGCGAAUCCGGCAUCUACUUUCGCCGCUACGUUGAACGUGGAUCUGGUCAGUCGAAGAAGCCCUGCUCGUUAUAUGUCGGUCAGCCUGUAGAUUUCUACAAUCGCUACAUCGGGUGGAUCGCGGACGGACAUGAUGAUCUGAAGGAGAAGUCGGAGCCCGUGAAGAUGCACGCAUUAUGCCGACUAGAGUCAGUGUUUUAUCAAGAACACAAGUAUAUCAUCGAGCAGCUUUUCACUUCGCUUCUUCAGACAUACAAGCAAGCUCUCCUCAACCGUACCAUGGACCUCACCGACACUCCGAGCAACUACCAUGUGAAGAACUGCUCUGAUAUGGACAAGAUCGCCAAAGCAUCUGCCAACGACAGCGGAUGGACUGGUGCGGUACGGAGAGACAGCUUUUGGAAUGGCUCGUACUCCACCUGCGCUGGCCUUAACCAUCAAUCGCCUAUCUCAGAAGCGCCAUUUCAUGAGCCAAUUACCUGGCUUGAAUCCCGCGGGCAUAUGCCAGAUCCGGAAGUGCCAGGCAAGUCGAUCCCGAUCUCAAACUUCACCCGCGAAGUACCGAAGAGGAUGAAGGUCAUCGCUGCUGGUAAAAAGUCAGCUUCGAAGGGUAACUGGUUCAUCGCCUUCGACCUAAAGUCACAGGAGACGACCUCAAAAGACUACGAUCUUCGAAUUUCCCGAGUGCUACCGAAGAACUUCUCCUCCGACGGCGUGGAAUGGCCAAUUCCUGGUUCUACCUACAAUAUCACGAUCGAGGUUCGCACAGAUUGGAAACCUCACCCCUUCUCGUGGGCUCGCCUGCCACUCAUUGGUCCGUUCAAGGAUUGGGAUCGAGCUAAUAGCUGGGCUAUUGCUAUGCACUGGAUCGACAAGGACGGCAACGAUCGAUCCAGAUAUCUCCAUUGCGAGAACCGUUACGAGGUGUUGAACAAAGAGUCAAAUGGCUCCACUCAGCCUUAUGCAAGGGGUAUUGAGGUCAUUCACUGGUUGUACCGUGAGAAUAUUCCCGCCGAUAAACAACAUCGCUGGAUCCAGACGCCCCCUUGGGCAAGGACGAAAUUGAUCAAUUAUGAUCAUGUCCGCCAGAUGAUCACGUUCGAAGCUUGCAAAGGAAUCACCACCACUGCGCCCAUUCCCAGCGACCGCAAACACCCAGAUAUCAUCGAGGCAGAAAUGCAGGGACGCGGAGUACAUGGAGACUUUGGACUUACCAACGUGGGCCUCACUCUUGCCCAAGCCAAGAGAGCCACCCCGGGAAGCUGGGGUAAAAGGAAGAAAUGCGACAGUUGCAUGUUCAUUGCUCGCGGGACAAGCCCAGGUCUCUGCAAUCCCAAGGAGGGCAGCACAACUUGCGGGAAUUGCCUCAUCCUCUUUGGACGUCCAUGCUCUUACACUCUUGGCAUCCCGGCUGUGAAAACCAAUGCUGGUGAUGUUGGAAACUCAUUUGACGAACUCGCGGCUCGUAGAGAUACAGCGAACGCGCUCCGACGGACGGCCCUCAACGGACUCCGGGGCUCAGAAGAUGAUGCGAUGAUGACCGAUGACCCGAAUUUUAUGGAGAUUGAACAAGGAGAAGACGGUGAUUUGGAGGCGGAUAUGGAGGAUGAACUUAACUGA
This is a messenger RNA of Alternaria atra, 2271 nucleotides long. RefSeq lists its product as uncharacterized. Bases 1 to 2271 code for a protein of 756 amino acids. NCBI's taxonomy places the organism in Eukaryota, Fungi, Ascomycota, Dothideomycetes, Pleosporales, Pleosporaceae. The transcript has 3 exons. The record is from RefSeq and is a predicted model, not a curated record.